AUGCAUGGAAGUUCUAAUCAUCCAAUCCAUGGGUCAGGUGGGCAAAAUGCAGAUGUGAUGGAAAUCAAGCAAAUGGUUUUGAAUUUGACUACUGAGGUGGAGUAUCUCGAGAGACAAAUAGACAUUAUACCGGUACUAAAGCAGAAUCUUACUGUUGUUGGUGAAGAAAAAAAGGCAAAUGAGGAGCGAAACAAAAACCUAACUCUGCGGCUCAGUGAAGCGGAAAAUAAUAUUGCUAUUUGUGACAAGAAGAAUGAAAACUUAACUCAAAGACUCAGUGAAGUUUACAAUGUUUCGUCGGAAAACAAAGAGAAUAACAAAGAAUUGACUCAACAGCUCACUAAUUCAGUGAACAACUUACACAAUAUGAAGAUUCAGAUGCGAUACACAAGCUUGUCACUACUGGACUUGCAUUCCAAGGCGGACAAACUCAAUACAACAUUAACUAGAAAUGUUGAUGAUCAAAUAAGGGAUGUAUAUGAUCGAAUAACUUAA
Saccostrea cuccullata (small rock oyster) is the source of this 495-nucleotide messenger RNA. RefSeq lists its product as uncharacterized. Lineage: Eukaryota; Metazoa; Mollusca; Bivalvia; Ostreida; Ostreidae. The record is from RefSeq and is a predicted model, not a curated record. The transcript has a single exon. The coding region runs from base 1 to 495 and encodes 164 amino acids.